Molecule: messenger RNA, 967 nt
Organism: Tricharina praecox
Lineage: Eukaryota; Fungi; Ascomycota; Pezizomycetes; Pezizales; Pyronemataceae
Exons: 1
Coding region: 237-878 (213 amino acids)
Source: RefSeq, a predicted model, not a curated record
CCCCUGCCAUCCGAUCCAAUGCAGUACUCUUCUCCAUCUCUCCAUCGCCCCCCCAGAUGGGAGGUACCUACAUAGAGUACAUAGAGUAAGUAGAUGAUCACAUGUCCACUAUAUAGUAGGUACAUAGCAUAGUAGAGUACUCCAUGUACCUAUAGUUACUUUGAUACUUUAAUACUUCCACCAAUUUGUUUCCGCCCGCCGCUUCAACCGCGAACCGCGAGGGAAGGAACGGCAGAAUGCAGUAUACCUACCGGGGGGAGAUGCGAGGACAUGCGAGGACAUGGGGCGGGGAGAGGACGGGGGGCCGGCAUGGGAGGGGCGUGGGAGAGGAUGGGCAAAGGACGGGCUGGAAGUUUUUCGUGCUUGCCGUUUCCGUUGCCGUUUCCGUCUCUGUUGACUGCUGGGUGGUGGUUGGGUGUGCUCACUGGUUACUGGUUGGUGGUUGGUGGUUGGUGGUUGGUGGUUGGUGGUUGGUUGGAUUGGAUGGGCGGUUGGUUGUGGUGAGGUUGGUUGGAUGGAUGGUUCGCUGGUGGUUGGUUAUUGACCUAGGUACCCUACUAUUAUAUCUACAUGCUCGACUCAAACCACAUGCUGGGGGGGAGGAUCCCGCAGACCUGGUCUCUGGGCUGCACUUGGUAGGUAGGAGAGGUAUUGCUUUUUCUUUUCUCUUUCUUUUCUUUCUUUUUCUUUUCUCUUUCUUUCUUUCUCUCUUUUCUUUUUGUUCCUUUUCUUUUCUUUUUCUUUUUCUUUUCCUGCUCUACUCCGCUCAUUCCCCGUCGCCUUCGCCUUCGCCUUCGGUCGUUCUGAUGGGCAAGAGGAAGGGGAAGGGUCGGGCGGCUGGCUGGCUGGUUGGUCGGAUGGAUGGAUGGACGGAUUGAUAGAUGGAUAAACGGCUCGGUGGUGGCUUUGUAGAGUAGGGAAGGGAAGGCUUCGCAUCGAGCUCCUGGAGCUGGAGCUGGAGCUGACG